Prosopis cineraria is the source of this 1203-nucleotide messenger RNA. RefSeq names its product 2-oxoglutarate-dependent dioxygenase DAO-like. Bases 16 to 1071 code for a protein of 351 amino acids. The transcript has 3 exons. Gene Ontology annotation, biological process: auxin catabolic process. Lineage: Eukaryota; Viridiplantae; Streptophyta; Magnoliopsida; Fabales; Fabaceae. Gene Ontology annotation, molecular function: dioxygenase activity; indole-3-acetaldehyde oxidase activity. The record is from RefSeq and is a predicted model, not a curated record.
AAACUUGGUGGGUCCAUGGUAUCCUCAGACCCGUUCCAUCCACCACCCACUAUAUCUGGAAGAGAAAAUAGUCUCGGGCAAGAAACCAAGAAGAAUAAGAAAGAAAGACAGAAAGAAAGAAGAGCCAUGGCUGUGAUCUGUUGGAACAACAUCCCAGAGAUUGAUCUGCAAGAAUCUGCAGAUAAUAACAAUAAUCGUCAAGAACUGAAGAAGAAGCUGAGAGAGGCGUGCCAGGAAUGGGGAUGUUUCAGAGUGAAGAACCAUGGAAUUGAUUCAAGCUUGAUGGGAGAGAUGAAGAAGGUGGUGAGAAGUCUGCUUGAUCUUCCUCUGGAGAUUAAGAUGAGAAACACUGAUGUUAUUGCAGGAAGUGGAUAUAUGCCUCCAAGUUCAGCCAAUCCUCUCUAUGAAGGCUUGGGACUCUACGACAUGGCUUCGUCUCAGGCCGUCCAGGGCUUUUGUUCUCACUUAAAUGCCUCUCCCCACCAAAGGAAGGUGUUAGAGACAUAUGGGAAAGCAGUUCAUGAAUUGUUGAUGGAUAUAUCAAAAAAGAUGGCAGAGAGUUUGGGUUUGAAAGAAGGAAUUGUAUAUUUUAAGAAAUGGCCAUGUCAGUUCAGGAUAAACAAGUAUAGUUUCACAUCAGAAACUGUAGGAUCAUCUGGUGUGCAAAUUCACACAGAUUGUGCAUUUCUCACCAUUUUGCAAGAUGAUGAAAAUGUUGGAGGGCUUCAAGUGAUGAACAAUAAGUCUGGUUCAUUUGUUGAUGUCCCUCCUUGCACAGGAAGCUUCUUUGCCAUUCUUGGUGAUAUUGCUCAUGUGUGGAGCAAUGGAAGGUUUAUGUACGCGAAGCAUAGAGUAGAAUGCAAAGAAGCAAGUGUUAGGGUUUCAAUAGCUUCAUUUCUGCUGGGACCUAAAGAAGAAGUGCGAGCACCUGAAGAUCUAGUGGACUCUGAUGGCCAUCGUCUUUUCCUUCCCUUUGCUUAUGAACACUACAAGAAGCUCAGGCUCUCUAACAACAUGCGUGCUGGUGAAGCUCUAGCCCUCCUUCACACCCAUUCAAAACUUCAAUCCUAAUUAAAAGUCCAUUGAAAUAUAUAUAUAUAUAUAUAUAUAAAAUUUAUUAGAUGUGCCAUGAAGUACUUCUUUUGAAUAAGUGGAGACACAAGAGGGUCAUAUGGUGGAAUAGAAUGUCAGUCUUGACUCUUC